Saccostrea cuccullata (small rock oyster) is the source of this 400-nucleotide messenger RNA. RefSeq lists its product as uncharacterized. The transcript is spliced from 3 exons. NCBI's taxonomy places the organism in Eukaryota, Metazoa, Mollusca, Bivalvia, Ostreida, Ostreidae. The record is from RefSeq and is a predicted model, not a curated record. Bases 48 to 362 code for a protein of 104 amino acids.
UGUAUAAAAGGAAAAUACAUCGAUUUAGCAAGUUCAUAAGUUCAGAAAUGGCAUUCAAGAACGAGUCAGUUGUAAUGUUCUAUUUGGUCAUUCUUUUGUUCAGCAGCCCAUGUCUUCUCAUAGUAAAAGGGGAUGACUCUCAAUGCUGGGCCAUAAAUGGUAGAUGUCUAAGUAUGAAUGAAUCUUGUUUCCGUUCUAUAAAGAGAUACUGUGAUGGGGAAGAUAGAAAAUGCUGUCUUUCUGGAGCGGAUUAUAAAUGCUGGUGGGUAGGUGGUACUUGCCAAAAUAUUUCGAACUUCUGCAGAGGCAAUUAUAUGAGCAGACUUUGUGGCGGAGGUGUAUCACGCCAAUGUUGUGUAUAAAUCCGCUGAUAUUCGAAAAUAAAACCAGUAUGACUGUA